Talaromyces marneffei is the source of this 708-nucleotide messenger RNA. RefSeq lists its product as uncharacterized. Gene Ontology annotation, molecular function: transcription cis-regulatory region binding; DNA-binding transcription activator activity, RNA polymerase II-specific. Gene Ontology annotation, cellular component: RNA polymerase II transcription regulator complex. Bases 1 to 708 code for a protein of 235 amino acids. The record is from RefSeq and is a predicted model, not a curated record. The transcript is spliced from 3 exons. Lineage: Eukaryota; Fungi; Ascomycota; Eurotiomycetes; Eurotiales; Trichocomaceae.
AUGAAAUCAGACGUCCUCCUGAUGCCGGGCAAUAGUGACAUGUUCGACAGUAGGCCCUGGUUCGAUAAUAAUCAGAAUAUGAAAGAGUUUCACCACGCUGUUAUAUCUGGCAUGCCUCCCUCAUCUCCGCCGCAACACGAUGAACUUUCCUUUGAGCAUUUCAUUCCACCAACAACAGAUCAAAUGGAUUCCCCGUCAUCGAUAACAAGUCCGGACUUCUCGGUUUCUCAACGAGACGGUCAUAACAGUUCAUAUUCAUCCAAGAAAGAAAAGUCUCGAAAAUCGAGGUCCAACAAAAGUCCCGCUUCUGAAGAGGAUACCCCAGAAAAUAAAUCAAGGAGAAGGAGAGAGCAAAACCGUAUCGCACAACGCACAUUCCGCGAACGAAAAGACAGAUACAUCCAAAACCUCGAGUCGCACAUCAAACUCCUCGACGCAAGCCACAAAGAUCUCCAAGCAUCCUAUCGACAGUCUACAGAUCAAGUAAAUGCGCUCUAUACACAAUUGCUGGAGACGCAGGGGGAGUUAGAUUAUUGGCGAUGUCUUGCGCAGCCAUCUACCUCCCAAACGACGACGACAACAACAACAACAGAAACGAUGAGUGCAACUCCGACAAUAGCGCCGGGUGAGGCGCAUGGAAGAAGACAUCUUCAUCCGAAUGCUCCGAUUAUGUCGGGAAUGAAUAUACAGCAUGGACAGUUUACAUAG